Molecule: messenger RNA, 1410 nt
Organism: Lolium rigidum
Lineage: Eukaryota; Viridiplantae; Streptophyta; Magnoliopsida; Poales; Poaceae
Exons: 3
Coding region: 19-1410 (463 amino acids)
Molecular function (GO): nucleic acid binding
Source: RefSeq, a predicted model, not a curated record
GGAGGAUUAGACUUGAACAUGCCCGGCGACCAUGCCAGCGGUGACGAGCAUUCACGUGGAGAUGGUGGUGACGUUGAGGGGAAUGAGGGAGGAGCAGGAGGAACUGGCGGCAGUGGCACUAGAAGAACCGUUAAGAGGACGCACUGGAGAGACGAACAAAAGGUUGCCAUAUACUGCAUGCUAUUGGAGAGGUGUGUUAACGGACGUCUUGGCAAAAACGUAACCAAAGAAGUGUCUGAGAUAUCCAAAAUUCCCCUAAGAACCGUGCAAGAUAUUUGGAAGAAGGCAAAGGAGAAGGGAGGUGUAGAGGGAAUAUUGAGCAAGAAGCCGAAGAACUGCGGGCGUAAGAGAAUAGAUUUCGACCCCGAAGCACUCAAACAAAUUGAGCCAAGGUUCAGAACAACACUCGGAGAUGUGGCAAGUAGGUUGAACAUGUCGAGGACUACACUCUGGAAGCGGUUGAAGGAGGGCAAGUUGAGAAAGCACACUAACGCUAUCAAAUCUACGCUUACUGAUGAGAAUCAGAGACGUAGAGUACAAUGGUGCCUUGACAGUUUUGAUCCUACGAGCUUACCAGAAGAGCCAACUUUCUCUGGUAUGUACCGCAUCGUACAUAUCGAUGAGAAGUUUUUCUAUCGAACUAGGAAGAGCCAGAACUUCUAUCUUGCACUUGAUGAGCCAGAACCGGAAAGAGUCACAAAAAACAAGAAUUACAUAGAAAAAGUAAUGUUCGUCGCGGCUGUGGCGAGGCCUCGGUAUGAUGUUGAUGGCACCGAGACAUUUGACGGUAAAAUUGGCGUAUGGCCAUUCACGUUUGAAGAGGCAGCUAAAAAGGAUAGUCCUAACCGUUUGAAGGGGACAAUGGUGACCAAGGUGAUCACGUCGGUCACUAGGGAUGUCAGUAGAGAAUGGUUGGUGAACAAGGUUCUUCCUGCUAUAAAGGCGAAAUGGCCAGCAUCAGAACGUGGUCAAACAAUUUACAUACAGCAAGAUAAUGCUAGAACACACAUCCCGGUUGAUGAUCCAGUAUUUUGUGCUGCGGCCCAGGCAGAUGGUUGGGAUAUUCGUUUGAUUUGCCAGCCUCCAAACUCGCCUGAUCUUAAUAUCCUGGACUUAGGGUUUUUUGCUGCCUUACAGUCGUUGUUUCACAAGUUGUUUCCGGGGUCGCUUGAUGAAAUUGUGCUCAAGGUAUUCCAGGCAUAUGAGCAGUACCCAACCGAGAGAACCAACAGGAUCUUCCUCACUCUACAAUCAUGCAUGCGGGAGAUUUUGAACUUAAAAGGAAGCAACCACUACAAGGUGCCUCACAUGAGGAAGCUAGCAUUGCAAAGACUUGGGAUCUUGCCGGUUAGGCUACAGUGCGAUCGGAUUAUUGUAGAUGCAGCUAGAAACUUUCUUCUUAACGUUUAG